Heterocephalus glaber (naked mole-rat) is the source of this 2674-nucleotide messenger RNA. RefSeq names its product complement C8 beta chain (gene C8b). NCBI's taxonomy places the organism in Eukaryota, Metazoa, Chordata, Mammalia, Rodentia, Bathyergidae. Gene Ontology annotation, biological process: complement activation. Gene Ontology annotation, molecular function: protein binding. The record is from RefSeq and is a predicted model, not a curated record. Gene Ontology annotation, cellular component: membrane attack complex.
UGGCUGGCAGAGGCACAGGCUCAGGUCCGUUUCCUGUCUGUGCGAAGUCCAUGGGGAUUCCAGGCACUGGCAGCCUUCUGUUUGCUUUGCUGAGCUCUUUGCUCUGUGGGGACCAGAAGCCAACAACUGAACUUACUGUGCAGGCUUCUCAGGGCCCUGGAGCUGCCUUGGGCCUCCUGUCACCCAGAGAGAAUGAAGACAGGGGCAUGGGCUGGGAGGGCGCUGGCAGAGGUGUUUCUCCUCGGCACUGCCCUGGGCUGUCUCAGUUUACCUGGCUCCAGAGGUGAAAAGCCAAUUUUCCUUGAGUCAAGUACAGCCAACAGGAGUUUGGCUAAGAGCAGACAGGUGCGGAGUGUGGACGUUGCCCCGACACCCAUCGACUGUGAAUUGUCCAGAUGGUCUUCCUGGACUGCAUGUGACCCCUGCCAGAAGAAAAGGUAUAGACACGCGUACUUGCUCAAGCCCUCUCAGUUCCAUGGGGAACCGUGCACCUUCCCCGACAAGGAAGUGGAAGACUGCGUUACCAGCAGGCCAUGCAGAAAUCAAGUGCGAUGUGAAGGCUUCGUGUGUGCACAGACAGGGAGAUGCAUAAACCGCAGACUUCUCUGCAAUGGGGACAAUGACUGUGGAGACCAGUCGGAUGAGGUGAACUGUAAAAGAAUUUAUAAGAAAUGCCAGCAUGAAAUGGAGCAAUAUUGGGCGGUUGACCGUCUGGCCAGUGGGAUAAAUUUGUUCGCCAACAGUUUGGAGGGCCCGGUUCUGGAUCACAGGUACUAUGCUGGUGGAUGCUCUGCCCACUACAUCCUGAACACGAGGUUCAGGAAGCCGUACAAUGUGGAAAGCUAUUCCACACAGACUCAAGGCAAAUAUGAAUUCACACUAACAGAGUAUGAGUCAUAUGCAGAUUUCGAACGCAAUGUCACAGAGAAAACAACUAGCAAAUCUAGCUUCAGCUUUGGUUUUAAAAUACCUGAAGUAUUUGAACUUGGCAUCAACGAGGAAACGGAUCAAGGCAGGCAUUAUAUUAGCAGAACCAAACGAUUCUCUCAUACUAAAAGCAAGUUUCUGCAUGCACGCUCGGACCUUGACGUGGCACAUUACAAGCUGAAGCCCAGAAGCCUCAUGCUCCACUAUGAGUUCCUCCAGAGAGUCAGGCAGCUGCCCCUGGAAUAUAGCUACGGGGAAUACAGAGAUCUCUUCCGGGACUUCGGCACCCACUACAUCACAGAGGCUGUUCUCGGGGGUAUUUAUGAGUACACACUUGUGAUGAACCAAGAGGCCAUGGAGCGAGCAGAUUAUUCCCUUAAUGACAUCCACAACUGUGCCAAAUAUGAUUUCCGAGUUGGUGGUGACAUCCGGGGAGUCUAUGUCAAACUGGGUGUGUCAGAAGACAAAUGUAGGAACAUUCUGAAUGAAAUAAAAGACAGGAACAAGAGGAGCACCAUGGUGGAGGACUUGGCCGUCCUUGUGCGGGGAGGGGCGAGUGAGCACAUCACCACCUUGGCCUAUAAGGAGCUGCCGACGGCUGAACUGAUGCAGGAGUGGGGAGACGCCGUGCAGUACAACCCAGCCAUCGUCAAAGUAAAGGUGGAGCCUCUUUAUGAACUGGUGACAGCCACAGAUUUCGCCUACUCCAGCACAGUGAGACAGCACAUGAAGCAGGCCCUGGAGGAGUUCCAGAGCGAAGUCAGCUCCUGCCACUGCACCCCCUGCCAUGGCAACGGAGUCCCUGUCCUGAAAGGAUCCCGCUGUGACUGCAUCUGCCCCCUUGGUUUCCAAGGCCCAGCCUGUGAGAUCACCAACCGGAAAAAUAUCCCCACUGAUGGGAAUUGGAAUUGCUGGUCCACCUGGUCUUCAUGCUCCAGAGGACUGAAAAUAAGACAAAGACAGUGCAACAAUCCAGUUCCGCACAAUGGGGGCAGCACCUGCUCUGGCCCUGCAUCAGAAAUGGUCAGCUGUUAGAGGAGAGAGUGCUUCUGGCAGAUGACACCACUAUGCGCUGCAGACAGCAUGGGCCUGGGGAUCCCUGGGCCUCGGCCCACCCCACCCCACUCCAGCUCCCACUGCAGCCAGCCCAAGGUAGAGGGCAGGGCCAUUCAGGCCUUUAGUUUAUAAAGUGCAUGAUGAUUUGAAUAAAUAGUCCGUUUAAAAUGUUGAUGUUCCCUAAGAGGACCUUAUAAAACUCACGUUGCCCACUCUAUACUUUUAUUUCACUCUCAUUUACUACUGGCCAAGAACUGUGCUGGGGUUGUUCAACAGGUAGUCCCACCAUCUAGGAGCAAUGACUCCAGUACAGUAGGUGCCUAAUAAUGAAGCAACAAAUGGAUAUGAAGUUGUUCUUUCUUUGAUGAGUGCAGGGUCAGGUCCAGCGAUUAUGGCAGCUCGCGUUUCGUGGAGAUCGUUAUGUGCCAGCCGCUGAUUCACUGUCUUGGUUCAUUCAUGGCCACCUCCCAAGACAAAUGCUCUUUCUUAUUAUCCCUACUAAAGAGCUGGGGAAACUGAGGCUUAGAACAGUUCAGAGACUUGUCCAAGGCUACACAGAAGGUGGGCAAGCUGGGCUGCACAUUUGGGCUCUAGAGGUUUAAACUCGUAGCUUUGAUGGUCCCCUGCCUUUCGGUGAAUCAGCAUCUGGAUAAUAAAGGAUUUUUCACAAAAUAAAAAGCAAAAGAAAGCA